Amborella trichopoda is the source of this 800-nucleotide messenger RNA. Its product is annotated as glutaredoxin-C1. NCBI's taxonomy places the organism in Eukaryota, Viridiplantae, Streptophyta, Magnoliopsida, Amborellales, Amborellaceae. The record is from RefSeq and is a predicted model, not a curated record.
CUUUCUCGCUCUAAAACCCUCGGCCUCUAUUCGCUCUCUCUUGUCCCCUUCUACUGGUUUUCCAUCCAUUUCACGCCCUUUCAGGCAGUACCCAUCUCUGUUUUCCUAUUCUCUCUCUAGAUUUUUGUGGCUAGAAUGCACUACCAGACCGAAGCUUGGGGUGCUUACAUGGCUCCAAGGACCGCAGGAACCGACCCAUUAGAGAGAGUUGAGAGGCUUGCGGCUGAAAACGCAGUGGUGAUUUUCAGCAUAAGCAGUUGCUGUAUGUGCCAUGCCGUUAAGAGGCUCUUCUGUGGAAUGGGCGUUAACCCUACUGUGUAUGAGCUCGACGAAGAUCCGAGAGGUAAAGAAAUGGAGAAGGCUCUGGUUCGGCUUCUCGGGAGCUCUCAGGCCGUCCCUGCUGUUUUCAUUGGGGGAAAGCUCAUUGGUCCAAUGGACAGAGUCAUGGCUUCUCAUAUCAAUGGGAGUUUGGUGCCUCUUCUCAAAGAGGCUGGUGCUCUCUGGCUCUGAACCUCACGAGAGUUUUUCUCUCUCUUGUUUUUUUGUUUUCUUUCUCUCUCUAACAGAAGAGGAGUCUCCUCUAUUUUGCUUGACCCUCUCUCUCUUGCUUUCACUCUCUCUCUAACCCUGUCUUGACACUUGCCUUGUCUCUUUUUUUUGCUUCUCUCUCUCUCUUGGGUGCUCUCUUUCUCUUGCUUCGUGCAUCUAACUCGCUGUUUACUCUCUGGUUUUUGUUUCGCUCGGUGCAAAGGAGAAAUGUAAUUGUCCGCUAUCUGUAUAGAAAAACACUUGAGGAAAGA